GUCAAUUGCAAGUAAGCAACAGUACAAAGUAGUAGAAUUCCUGGUUGGUAGGAUGUUUAUCCUCAAUUGCGGGCCCAAUCCUUGAGACUUGGUUCACCUGCAACAACACUGAUACUGAUAGGAACCAAGGCGAAGAAGAGAGGGAAAUGAGAGAAAUAUUUACAAUGUCAAAGAGAGUCGGUCAGCGAGCGAGGUGGUAUCCUUGGAAGAAAGCAUAUCGCUCACAGAAGCACAAAUUGCACAAAAAAACCCACAACAUACACGCCCAAUUCUUUUAUGGAUACAGCCCAUUCGAUAUACAAGUUCUAGCACCCGCUCCAAAGUUCACCCCGCGAGAUGAUCAGAAUAAAAAUAAUCAGAGCGGAAAAAUUAAAAUCAAUGUCGUAGCGGUCGUGAAUGGCUCCUGAACCUGGAGCCUUGAGGAAUGCACUGAGCACAAUGGCAGUCC
This is a messenger RNA of Aspergillus brunneoviolaceus CBS 621.78, 448 nucleotides long. RefSeq lists its product as uncharacterized. The transcript has a single exon. The record is from RefSeq and is a predicted model, not a curated record. The coding region runs from base 147 to 407 and encodes 86 amino acids. NCBI's taxonomy places the organism in Eukaryota, Fungi, Ascomycota, Eurotiomycetes, Eurotiales, Aspergillaceae.